GGAUGCUGUUUGCUUCAAAGAUGGCAGCAGCAGUGCGGGCUGCAGGUGUACUGCGCCUCUUGGCGCGGAGACUCUGCCCGCUCAGACACCCCGGCACUGGGCCAUGGGGACGGACCGCAGCCUUGGUUUGGCCUACGGAGUGGGACUGCGGCCAGACUGGAGCAAUGCACCGGUUGAAGCACACAGCGAGCCUGCGUGAUCCCGAGGAAGAGGAGCAAGAGCUGAAGCGGCCACCAGGAGCAGGGGCGGGUAGGCAGCAAGAUUUACAGACUCUACUACGGGAGUUUCCACAGCCUAAAGGCCUUCUGGCUCAGGUUAUGCAGCGAGCUCUAAAAAUUUCUGAUGUGAAGGAUCACAUUGUCUACAAAUCAUUCAAAGGACCUACUAAAAAAACUCUCCUAUAUAUAUCUUGGCCAAGAAAACUGGUGGUAGAGGGUUUCGGCGCGAAGAAGAUUGAUGCAGAGAAACAUGCUGCAGCAGUUGCUUGUGGAAUAUUCAAGCAAUGGGGCCUUCUUGGGCCGAAGAACCAGCUGUUCCAAGCUCAAGAGUACCAGCAAUUGGCUGCUAAAUUUGCUGAUGGACGGCCGCAGAUGGGUCUGAUGGGGGAAAGUGAAGAGGUGGAUGAGAUGGUGGAAGAAGGGAUAAUGGACUGUACAGAUUUCCUCUCUCUCACAGAUAAAACAUCUUUGGAUAAGACUUUUCCAAGAGCAGUGCAGGGUACCAUGACUGAUGACUCCAGUGCAAUGAGAGCUCUCACCCAGUUCCCUGAGCCAAAGAACCUCUUGUCAAAGGUUAUACAGAUAGCAACCACCUCCUCUACUGUCACAGAUUAUCUGAAAUAUUCCACAGAAGGUAGUUCAGUGAAGGUCUGUCGACUCGAGGUGCAGUGGCCAACCCCGAUGACCUUCGUUGCAAGUGGUCGGCGGAAAACUGAAGCAGAAAGGAGAGCAGCGGCUCUAGCCUGUAAGAAGCUAAAGGAUUUGGGCUUGCUUAACCAGAGAAACCAUCCACUGACCCAUGCCAUGUACAACCUGACGGCAGUUAAAGAAUUGAGUGAAAAGGAGCGGAGACCAACCAGGCUAGAAAUCCCCAAGAGUCUCCAGCAACGAAUCCAACAAUAUCUGGAGCAAUACACAGUGGAGACAACACCUGAACUCCAUGACCUUAAGCCCAAACUUAUUGACCCUGACCCAGAAAUUGUGGAUCCAACAUCUAACUUUGGUUUGAUUAGCGAUGCCAUCACAGGAAAUGCCUACGUUCCAAUGUCACAUGGAGAGAUGGAGCGCAUCAAUCAGAAAUUGCUUUGGCUAUGGCAGAGAUCCAGGCCAGGGAAAGUUAAGCCACUUCCUGUUGACUCUCUCAAGGAAGCAAUCAUCUCUGCCAUUGAGGAAAAUCGCAUUGUGAUCAUAGCUGGAGCAACUGGAUGUGGAAAGACCACCAGGAUCCCACAGUUCAUAUUGGAGAAAUUCAUAACUGAUAACCGAGGAGCCCGCUGUAACAUUCUGAUAACCCAGCCCCGGCGGAUCAGUGCUGUGUCAGUAGGGCAUAGGGUGGGCUCUGAGAUGGGACCAGGCCUCAAGAAAAAUGUGGGCUACCAGGUACGGCUAGGGAGCAUGUUGCCUCCGAGAGGAGGGGCAUUGCUAUUCUGCACAGUUGGUAUCCUCCUGAAGAAAAUGCAAGGGAAUCCCUCACUAGAAGGUAUUAGUCAUGUCAUUGUGGAUGAAGUUCAUGAACGUGAUGUCAACACCGACUUCCUGCUCAUCUUGCUGAAGAAUGUGAUGGACGCUAACCCCGAGCUGAAGAUCAUCCUGAUGAGUGCCACCAGUGACACUGAGCGGAUAUCAGAUUACUAUGGGAAUUGCCCUGUAGUGACUGUGCCAGGGUUCAUGUACCCGGUCAAGGAUUAUUAUCUAGAUGAUAUCCUACCAAUGCUGGGUCAAAAGAAGACAAUUCAGCUGAAUCAAGAUGAGGAAGACCCUGUCCCUGACCUUGACUUGGUCACUGACACAAUUCUGCAUAUUGACAAGCAUGGUGAACCUGGGGGAAUUUUGUGUUUCUUGCCAGGCUGGCAGGAGAUCAGACGGGUUCAACAGAGACUCGAAGAAUAUCUUUCCACCGGAAAAGAAAACUACAUCAUUUUACCUGUUCACUCCAACCUCCCUGUGAUGGAUCAGCAGGAGAUUUUCCAACAGCCACCUCCUAAGGUGAGGAAAAUAGUGCUGGCAACAAACAUCGCAGAGACCUCAAUAACUAUUGAUGAUAUUGUACAUGUCGUUGACACAGGGUGUCACAAAGAACAACGCUAUGAUUUGAGGACAAAGGUUUCAUGUCUCAACACCGUUUGGAUUUCCAAGUCCAAUGUGAAGCAGCGGCGUGGGCGGGCAGGCCGCUGUCAGCCAGGUAAUGCCUACCACCUGUUCAGCAGGGAGAGGUUGGAGAAAAUGGAUGACUUCCAGAUCCCAGAAAUCCUACGCACCCCGCUGGAGAACAUCGUGGUCCAGUCUAAGAUCCACAUUCCUGACAUUACAGCUUCUGAUUUUCUUUCGAAAGCAAUGAAUAGUCCAGACCCUAAGGCAGUGAAUGAAGCUGUGCGACUAUUACAGGAGAUAAGAGUGCUUGAUGAAGACGAAUCUCUUACCUUACUUGGUCAGCGACUGGCCCACAUCUCCACAGACCCACGCUUGGCCAAAGCAAUCAUCAUGGCCUCCAUAUUCCGUUGUCUAUCCCCUGUACUGAUAGUUGUUGCCUGCCUGACUCGAGAUCCAUUUGUUAACAGCCUGCUGAACAGGGCUGAGGUUAUGAAGGCUAAAGCGCGUCUAAGUGGGGAGAGCCGAAGUGAUCACAUAGCAUUUAUUAAAGCAGUUGAAGGCUGGAAGAAAGUACUGCAGGAGUGGGAUGCAGACUCCAAAAAAGAGUAUCUAGAAGAGAAUACACUGUAUGCUCCCAGUCUCCACUUCAUUCACGGAUUGAUUCUACAAUUCUCUGAAAAUGUUUACAAUGCUUUCCUGGUGUCUGAUUCUUCAGACUGCACGCGUUCUUUCUCCUUGUGUAACCAGUACAGAGGGGAGGAAGAGCUAAUUAAGGGGGUACUGUUGGCUGGCCUGUACCCCAACCUUAUCCAGCUGAGGCAUGGGAAAGUCACCAAAGAAGGAAAGUUCAAACCCAAUAGUGUGGUCUGCCGUACUAAGACUGGCCAGGUAUUACUGCACAGGUCUACUGUCAACAGGAAUGAGGAAUCUUUUAAGAGCCGCUGGCUGACCUACUUCACAGCUGUGAAGUCCAAUCAGAAUGUCUUUGUCCGUGACUCCUCCAUGAUCCAUCCGCUGGCUCUGCUCUUGCUUGCAGAUUGUGAUAUCCAAGUCAAGGAGGAUGGUAACUCUGUGCUGCUCACCCUUGCUGACUCAAGUCUCCUCCAGCUCGAACUAGACUCAAAGACCGCACACCUGCUUUUCAGCUUCCGCACAGCAGUGCACAAGAUGGUAGAAACUUGCUUGCGCCAUGAGCUGCCAGAACUUUCCUCCAACUUGCGUACAGAGCACGAUGAAGUGUUGUUAUUACUUGUGGAACUCUUGAACUGCUGGCCGACAGAGUGAAUGGUUCACUGGGAACAUGGGAGGUGGGCAGGCAGGUGAGUUUGUAUCAUAUUCUGUAUCAGAAUUGCUGGCACGUUGGGAAAAAAAAUUAUAGCUGCUGUAUUUAAUUCUUUGGGAGCUUAGAAAUGUGCUCACCUCUUCAACAAUACUUGAAAAUAAUGGACUGAACAGUCUAUGAUCUCAUAACUUAUAGCUGUUGUGUAUAAUGAAUUAUGCGUAAAACUGUAAUCAGAAAAUUUUGUUGACCAAGGACCCCUAAAAAUAUGGAGAAUGUUUUUGUACUGGCAGUAUCGUCUUGAUUGUCAUGAUUUAAAAUUUAAUAUAUUCUUUUGUCAA
Molecule: messenger RNA, 3929 nt
Organism: Pristis pectinata (smalltooth sawfish)
Lineage: Eukaryota; Metazoa; Chordata; Chondrichthyes; Rhinopristiformes; Pristidae
Gene: dhx30
Product: DEAH (Asp-Glu-Ala-His) box helicase 30
Exons: 19
Coding region: 3-3593 (1196 amino acids)
Cellular component (GO): intracellular anatomical structure; nucleus; cytoplasm
Molecular function (GO): ATP binding; G-quadruplex RNA binding; DNA helicase activity
Source: RefSeq, a predicted model, not a curated record